This is a messenger RNA of Glycine soja, 321 nucleotides long. RefSeq names its product protocadherin-11 X-linked-like. The transcript has 2 exons. The coding region runs from base 1 to 321 and encodes 106 amino acids. The record is from RefSeq and is a predicted model, not a curated record. NCBI's taxonomy places the organism in Eukaryota, Viridiplantae, Streptophyta, Magnoliopsida, Fabales, Fabaceae.
AUGGAAUGUCAGGGAGACCCUGAAUCUGAAGCAUCCAAACAGUGGAAUUCAAGGUUGUCAGAGGGAACAACGAGGGAGAGAGAGAGGGCAGAGGUGAAUACGAACAGUCAGAAUACCAACAGCCAAGCCACCACUAGCCACCACGAGCCACCACUCAACAGCCCCUUUCCUCCUCCGCGAACCACCACCAUCGGCCUAGCCACCACUCAACCGCCACUCUCCCCCUCCGCGAACCACCACCAUCGGCCUAGAGCCACCACUCAGAGCCACCACGAGCCACCACUCAGAGCCACCACUCAGCGCCACCCUCCCCCUCCGUGA